Anopheles bellator is the source of this 1876-nucleotide messenger RNA. RefSeq names its product forkhead box protein O (gene foxo). The coding region runs from base 1 to 1746 and encodes 581 amino acids. The record is from RefSeq and is a predicted model, not a curated record. Gene Ontology annotation, biological process: regulation of transcription by RNA polymerase II. Lineage: Eukaryota; Metazoa; Arthropoda; Insecta; Diptera; Culicidae. Gene Ontology annotation, cellular component: nucleus. Gene Ontology annotation, molecular function: RNA polymerase II cis-regulatory region sequence-specific DNA binding; DNA-binding transcription factor activity, RNA polymerase II-specific. The transcript is spliced from 9 exons.
AUGGAUCCGUACGGUGGUGGGGCCGGCUGGCCGGCGUCACCGCUGCGGGGCGGCGGCAGCCUGUACGACAACAUUUCGAACGACGGCAUCCCGAUGGACGCGCUGGCCGAGCUGCAGGACACGGGUUUCGAGCCGCAGACACGUGCCCGCUCCAACACCUGGCCGCUGCCGCGGCCGGAAAACUUUGUCGAACCGGAAACCGAGCUGGACAGCAAUAAGUGCAGCAAUCAGCAGUUGGCCACCACCGCGGCCACCAGCAAUACGCAGCUUCAGUCGGCGGCAUCGUCGUCGUCCUCGUCGAAGAAGAACUCAUCACGCCGGAACGCCUGGGGAAACCUGUCCUACGCCGACCUCAUCACGCAGGCCAUCAGCUCGGCCAGCGAUAGCCGGCUAACGCUCAGCCAGAUCUACGAGUGGAUGGUGCAGAACGUGCCGUACUUCAAGGAUAAGGGCGACUCGAACAGCAGCGCUGGAUGGAAGAACUCGAUACGCCACAAUCUAUCACUGCACAAUCGCUUCAUGCGAGUGCAGAACGAAGGGACCGGCAAAUCGUCCUGGUGGAUGCUGAAUCCGGAUGCUAAACCGGGCAAAUCGGUACGCCGGCGAGCCGCCUCGAUGGAGACUUCGAAGUACGAGAAACGCCGGGGCCGGGCGAAAAAGCGCGUCGAAGCCAUCCGCCAGCAGGCCGCCCUCGGACUGGCCACCAACCCUCUCAACGAUGCCACGCCGUCGCCGAGCAGUAGCGUUAGCGAAGGAUUAGACAUAUUCCCGGAGAGUCCGCUGCAUAGCGGUAACUUCCAGUUGUCGCCCGACUUCCGGCAGCGGGCAUCCUCGAACGCGAGCUCGUGCGGUCGGCUCAGCCCGAUCCAGUCGAUCGUGGGCGUCGACAACGUGUGGACCUAUCCGCCCGAGCUGGCCGAGCUGGUCGACAACCCGCAGCAGGACCCGUCGCAGGGUGGCGCCGAGCUGGAGCUGGAUCUCAGUGGGCAGGCCCAGGCGCAGCUCGAUCAGCUGGCCGGCUCGCUGGCCGACGAGCUGACGCUACAGCAGACCGACUUCUUCAAAGGAUUCGCCCAAUCGACGGCGAUGCACAACCAGCCACCGCCGCCCCCGUAUCAGCCGCCGCAGCCCUACUCGCUGAUGGCCUCGGUCGCACCCUCCUACGGUCUCCCGCAGCAACUGAAUCAGUGUCCGAUUCACCGCGUACAGCACUGUACCUGCAUGCUCCAGAAUAAUGCCCGUGAGAGCAUUUCGCCGUCAUCCGGGACCGGCAUGUCACCAUCAUAUCCACACAGCGAGCCAUCCCCCGACUACGCCAUGCUGACCGCCGCGCGCGUCAUACAGCGGACGCCCUCGUCUAGUCCACCGCUAACACCAAAUGCGCUGUGCGGGUUGAUAGCGCCACCUCACCCAGAACCGACACCGCAGACGCUAAUGGGACAGGUUAUGGAAGCUUUAAACAGCCAAACAAACAUAGACGACAUCAACAUCAACGUCGAAUCGUUUCCGUGUGUGGACGAGGUGCUGAAGCAUGAGCUCAGCCUCGAAGGUUCCCUGGACUUCUCGAAUCUGCCACUACCGAUCCACAACAACAGCUACUCGGCGCCGAACAACUCCAACUCGUCCGACUCGUCGUCCGGUAUCAGUGCAAUGACCGCACCGUCGCCGAAUCAGCAGGCUUCGUCCCACAAUCACGGCCAGUACGCCGCCAGAACGAGCGUAACGCCACCGUCGUGGGUCCACUAAUUCGGCGGCCGACCCCCAGCGGAUUAGUGGAUCGGUGCGGUACACGAGCGAUCGAUAGUGACACAACUGUUUGUAGGCAGAAGACACGAGGAACGUUGGGCAGUUUCGUAGCAGGACAAGAGCUCUGUGU